CAGUGUCUACCUGUUUUGCUUUUAUUUUGUCCAAUCAACUUCCGGUAAUUAGGUUGACCUGUGUCGCAGAUUCGACACACAUUUUUGCAUUCAUAAACCCAAAAUAUGCUUAAACUAUUCAAGUUUUGACUUUAUAUAUCUAUACUUCCACUAUUUUUUUCUGGAAUUUUAAAUAUAAUUUGCCUUUUCAUAUACGGGGACCAGCAUGGACGGGCAACAAAGUGCUGGUUCUGUAUUCAUGUGUCGUCUGUGCAACCUCUUCUCUCCAAGUCGUUCUCAGCUGCUGGUCCAUUGCUCCAAGCUUCAUUCUCAGCAGGAGUCUCCAGAUGACAUAAUCAUUACACUUCAGCCUCUGGUAGCAGAGCCUGGAGUUCUUCUGGGAGAGGGUCCAGUGAAGCGAAAGCGAGGACGACCGAAAGGCUCCACAAAAAAGAAGCCCACAAUAGACUCCAACGGUUCUGCUGAGCACGAUUCAAAAGAAAAAACCCCUACAAGUCAGGAGGUGGAACAACCAUGCCACCUAAAUAAAGGUGAAAGUCCGGAUGGGAUCCUGACUCUGGAAUGCAGAAGCUGUCACCGCUCGUUCAGCAACAAACGACAGAUCCUGAAACAUAUCUGCCUGAAAAAUGAGGAUGAAGAGGAGGAGGAAAGAAACAAGGAUACGGGCAGCACCAGAGCCCAGAAAAACCACCACAGUUUUGUUUCUGCUGGUGAAGGCCUCAGGAGUGGGCCAGCGAAUUCUGUCAUUAGUGUUGUCCUGACUGAAGAUGAGACGCUUCCAGAUGUUUCUAAAAUGGUUCCAUUAGAGCGCAGCUCUGCAGAAAAAGAGCCUACAACCGACAAAACUCCUCAACAGGACCCCUCCAAGGAGACUACUGUCUGUAAACCUGCAACAGACCAGGAUCUACAGAUAAGCAAAGGUUUUCAGGAAUACUCCUUAAAGCAAGAAGCUUCCAGUUUACCUCAGAGCGAGUUAAAGAUCUUUGCCUGUCAGUUCUGCAAUAAGAUCUUUAAGUUCCGACAUUCGCUGGUCGCCCACCUGAGGACGCACACUCAGGAAAAGCCCUUUAAGUGUCCACACUGUGACUACGCAUCCGCCAUCAAAGCGAACCUGAACGUUCACCUGAGGAAGCACACAGGAGAGAGGUUCACCUGUCCACACUGCUCCUUCAGCUGCCUCAGCCCAGGACACCUUAAGGUCCACAUCGAGCGAGUCCAUCUGAAAAUGAAGCAGCACUGCAGCUUCUGUGACAAGAAAUACUCCGAUGUGAAGAACUUGCUGAAACACAUGGAGAAGCAACAUAAUCUGAAAGAUGCUGCUGUGAAUCAGAAGUACCAACAGCUGAGGUUAAAAACCCGUCAGGGUCUCAGGCAGCUCCUGUACAGAUGUCCCACCUGCAACCGGCGCUUCAAAAACCAGCUGGAGCGUGAGCGCCACCUGCUGCUCCACGGGCCUCAGCGCCCCUUUGCCUGCUCACUCUGUAACCACGCUGUGACCAAGUUUGCCGCCCUCGCCGCUCACGUCAGGAAGCACCUCUUCAUCUACGUGUGCUGCGUGUGCGAGGAGAAUCUGGUCAGCUCUCACAGACUGAAGGAUCACCUGGAAAAGUCUCACAUGGAGCUGGACAAAGGGCAAGCCUUUAUCAACUCCAUCAACAUGAGCUACUAUCUGGUGCCUCCUGAGGGAGGUGAAGGGAGUGAGGAGGGCAAAGACUUGACUGUGGAGACGAUGAAGGAGGAUAGUGUGGUUCGAGAAGGAGGGAAGCAUCCUGCAGAAGAGCAGGCGUGGAAAGGUGGGGAGGGAGAUCAGCUGACUGAGGAGGCAAAUGAGGACCAAACUAAAUCUCUGGAAGGAAACACGAAGGAUGAGCAGGUACAAGAAGAGGGAAAAGGAAUAUCCACUCAAGCAUUAGCAGCAGAGAAGAUACAAAACUCAGCAACAUGCACGUCUGCGACUGACAAAACACAGGAAAGUUGUCCACAUGUGGAGGACAAGACUCAAGAAAACAGACAUGAUUCUGCAGAUAAAAACACUCACACAUCUGCACCUGGAGAUUCAAACUCCUGCUCAAAGCUGGACUCAAAUCUUUCUGAUCCACAGGUGUUGAAGGACCUCCCUCAGAGCGCAUUCCAGCAGGUGUUUUCAACUCUUCCAAAGACUAAGCUCGACAUGGAAACUUUCGAGAAGCUUCGAAAAGUUUACGGCAACUUGGAGUGUCAAUACUGUGGUAAACUCUUUUGGUACAAAGUGAACUUUAACGUCCACGUGCGCACACACACUAAGGAGCACCUGCACUACUGUUCAGAAUGCAGCUACUCCUCCAUCACUAAAAGCUCUCUGAGGCGCCACCAGACCCAGAAGCACGGCGACCUGCAGCUGCAGUGCUCCAGUCCUGGCUGUAAAUACACCACACCUGACAAAUACAAGCUUCAAGCUCAUGUGAGGGCGCUUCACGAACAGGUGAGCAGAGCGACGUGUCCCGUCUGCAAUCACAGUUAUCCAGAGCACCGUCUAAAACACCACAUAAAAUCCUCCCACCCUGACAAAGUUCCCGUUCGUGGCAAAGGCUCGAUGAUGCAGCGAGCAGAGAAAUGCCCUUACUGUGACUCCUACUUCUUGAAGAACAGCAGUGACUUUCAGCAGCACAUCUGGGCCCAUCAAGGUUUGAAGCCGUACACCUGCGGCCUGUGUGACUACUCCAGCCGCAGUCGCAGUAACCUGAAGACUCACAUGAACCGGCACAACGUGGAGAGGCACCAUCUCUGCGAUCUCUGUGGGAAAAAGUUUAAAACUAAAAUCACUUUGAAGAGUCACAGACUGAGCCACACAGAUGAAGGAAAGCAGUUUAAGUGUUUGGAGUGCGACUUCACCUCCAUCUUAAAAGCAUCUUUACUGAGACAUAUGGAGCAACAUGCUAAAUUUAAGCCUUUUCGUUGUGCGCAUUGCCAUUACUCCUGCAACAGCACCGGCGCACUAAAGCGACACUACAACAUGAAACACCCGCAUCAGACUUAUGAGAACGCCGGACCCGGACUGCUCAACUGUGACACUCUGAAGGAGCAAGGUGGUAUGAAAUGUCCUGAAUGUGAGUUUGUUUAUGGGACAAAGUGGGAGCUGAACCGUCACCUGAAGAGCAAACACAAUCUUAAAGUUGUUGAAGGUCCUUUGGAGUCAUGUGUGCAAAUGCAGGUGGGCACUCAUUAUGUGUCUGUGGAAGGAGAGGAACACCUGACUGAAGCACCUUUAGCAGUCCUAGAAGAAAAUGUCAACAUCCAUCAAGUUGCUGAAUUCAGCUCAGAGACUCAGGAUGCAGUCACCUCCAUGGUUGCCAUGGGUCCAGGCACUGUCACUGUCGUACAACAGUUGCAGGUGGCUGGAGAGCAGGAGGUCACCGAAUGCAGCGACCAGCUGAUGGUGGUCAACACAGAAGGGGUUCCAGAGGGGAACCAGGUUAUGGUGGUGGAGGAUGCUCACGGCCUCGAGGCUCUGACCGUCUUAACUCAGGGAGAAAAUACACAUCACUAUAUUGUUUAUGUCCAGGAGCAAACUGUAGAGAUUAACUGAAAGUUGUUAAAAAUUCAGAACCAUGCUGAAAUGUAAUUUGAUUGCAAAUACUAAAAAAAAAAAAUGUCUUGUAAAAUGUACAUUUCUGUCUCUUUGUAACCAUUAAUGUAAAAAAAAUAAUAGUGUGUUUUUUUUUAAUAUCUUUGUUUAAGUCUACUGUAAUAAAGAACUUGUAUUUCAUUGUUCAA
Molecule: messenger RNA, 3753 nt
Organism: Oryzias melastigma (Indian medaka)
Lineage: Eukaryota; Metazoa; Chordata; Actinopteri; Beloniformes; Adrianichthyidae
Product: zinc finger protein ZFAT
Exons: 23
Coding region: 206-3565 (1119 amino acids)
Biological process (GO): regulation of transcription by RNA polymerase II
Cellular component (GO): chromosome; nucleus
Molecular function (GO): chromatin insulator sequence binding
Source: RefSeq, a predicted model, not a curated record